AUGGUCCUUCUAAAGAAGAAGCUCCUUCUAAGAAAGCCCCUUCUAAAAAGGCUCCUAAGAAAGCCCCUUCUAAAAAGGCUCCUAAGAAAGCCCCUUCUAAAAAGGCUCCUAAAAAAGCUCCUAAAAAAUGUUCCUAAAAAACGCUCCCUCUAA
This is a messenger RNA of Plasmodium vivax (malaria parasite P. vivax), 153 nucleotides long. RefSeq lists its product as hypothetical. The record is from RefSeq and is a predicted model, not a curated record. The coding region runs from base 1 to 153 and encodes 50 amino acids. Lineage: Eukaryota; Apicomplexa; Aconoidasida; Haemosporida; Plasmodiidae. The transcript has a single exon.